AUGCUCUACACACUGGCAGGAGGAGGCACGCUGAGUGGCGUCGCUGCCCUCGUGUUCCUCAUCGUUUCCACAGCCACUGAUUACUGGAUGCAGUAUCGCUACUCGGGAAACUUUGCCAACCAGGGCCUCUGGAGGUUCUGCAUCAACAACAAGUGCCAUGCUCACACACUCACUGUGGCCUUCUGGGAUGCCACCCGGGCCUUCAUGCUGCUGUCUGUGCUGAGCUGCUUCGCCGGCGUGGUGCUGGGCCUCAGCGCCUUCUCCAACAGAACUAAAAACACGAGGGUGAGAACCGCAGGAAUCGCGCUACUGCUGUCUGGUUUCUUUGCUCUGUUAGCUUUGGCAAUCUACACUGGCGUGACCUUGAACUUCUUUGGCAAGCGUUACAUUGAGUGGAGGUUUUCAUGGUCCUACAUCCUUGGAUGGAUUGGCAUAAUUCUGACUAUAAUAGCUGGCAUCCUCCAGAUUUGUGGCUACCAGAGGAGCACUGCUGAACCAGCACCUCAAAAUGCUACAGACAGCAGAAUUUCUCCUGAGCAGUAA
Molecule: messenger RNA, 543 nt
Organism: Neoarius graeffei (lesser salmon catfish)
Lineage: Eukaryota; Metazoa; Chordata; Actinopteri; Siluriformes; Ariidae
Gene: lim2.2
Product: lens intrinsic membrane protein 2.2
Exons: 4
Coding region: 1-543 (180 amino acids)
Cellular component (GO): plasma membrane
Molecular function (GO): structural constituent of eye lens
Source: RefSeq, a predicted model, not a curated record